AGCUGAUAAUAGUAAUAAAUAUAAAAGAAAUGGAAAAAGUUGAAUACCCUCAGCUCCAAGAUCCACAGACUUUGCCUAAAAUGUCUGAGAGAAUGAUCCAUCAGCAGGUUCACUAUAAUGUUAUCCCUCAGCAAGAGAGUAAUCUCCAGUUCAAGAUCCACUGGGCAUUUGUUUUUAACAUCAUAAUGCUCAUUGUUGAUACAUGGUAUUUUUCUCAAGAGAGCCCUUAUCUAUGGAAGCAUAUGGGUGAUUUAUUUAAAGUAUUUGUCAUUGUGCACCACUCUCUGAUUCUUCUUAACAUUAUAUGGUAUUUCAAGAAAGAUUUGGACUGGCUUAACAAUGCUAUCCUAAUCCUUUCUUAUACAACCUUCGUUUUCCUUGCCUUCAGUGUAUUGUAUACAGUUGCCGCUAUUAAUUUGGAACAGGAUGUCCUCUUUGAUGCUAUUAUUUCUCUUGUAUUUGUAAACCUCCCAGGAGCUCUUUUGGGAUGGUCAGCUUGGCUACUUGUAAAAGAUCACAUCAGCACUAGCGGAUCCCAGCCAAUAACUUGCUCAACCCAAGAGUACCAAAUGCAACAAGAAGCUCCUAAGAAGGCCGCCCCACAAUUUAAGGUUCCAGCCGGAUAUGUUCCAGUGAUUAUCAACGAAAAUGGGGUAGCUCAGAUCGUUGAGAAUCUUGCUUAAUACUCAUCUUUUAAAAAGAUUACUGGGUAAAAUCAUAGUUUUAUUCAAU
Moneuplotes crassus is the source of this 732-nucleotide messenger RNA. The record is from the annotation of a GenBank genome assembly. NCBI's taxonomy places the organism in Eukaryota, Ciliophora, Spirotrichea, Euplotida, Euplotidae.